This is a messenger RNA of Protopterus annectens (West African lungfish), 5331 nucleotides long. RefSeq names its product guanylate-binding protein 1-like. The coding region runs from base 913 to 4005 and encodes 1030 amino acids. Lineage: Eukaryota; Metazoa; Chordata; Ceratodontiformes; Protopteridae. The record is from RefSeq and is a predicted model, not a curated record. Gene Ontology annotation, molecular function: GTPase activity; GTP binding. The transcript is spliced from 21 exons.
UAUGAUAAGACAAGCUUGCCCUAAAACAGGGGAGCGAUUAACUAACGCCAAAGCUUGAACUGUGCUGCCAUGUAAGAUGUGUACUGUGCACUGCAAUGCCCCAAAUUUGUAUUUAUGAAUAGUGCUACUCUUGUACAGCACCCCGGGAAAGCUGAAAGUAACCGCAGAUUUUGCUGAGCUGCCUGCCUCAGGUGCUUCGUGUUCCUGCUGUUGUUGUAUUCUCCCUACUUGCACUGCAGUCCAGAGUCCGCGAGCUCUGCAGAGUCGAUUCGCACUGUAUACUAUCAGGUAACGUGUCACGCAGUCCUGUCAACCUCUCAGUGCAACAAAUCUGGACAAAGCCUAAAGUAAUUGGGGUGCAAAAAUAGGGGCGAGGCUUAAAUAUUGGUCUUAUAAAUAGAGAAAGUUGCUAGGAAUAGCAGGAUUCCCGAAGGAUUGGAAAUCUGAAACUUAAAUGUAUGUCAUUAAGUAACUUCAGCCCUCCUCGAGUUCACAGAAAACUACAAAUUUUGUGAGGAAGAUACCAAAAAUAUGAAGCAAAAAUCUCUGCAUUUGCGAAAAUUUUGGACAGUUGAGAAGUAUGGGCGUAUGAUAUUAUCUUCUAACCCACUUUCACUGGGACAGGAACAGGAUGUUGCUUAAUUUACUAUUUUAGAAAGCGAUACAUUGUUUUGUUCUGACAAAACAGGAGUUACAUAGAGACUUCUGCACAUAGCUAACAUUUGACUGUUUAGAGCUUCAGUACUUGUGAUGUUUACUUUUCCAGCUGCCUAAAAAUUGUUUGUGUUCUUCACCCGGUUUGCCACCUGUCAGGAAUUGUUCGUGAUAGUCAGAAAUUCAGAGUUGUCAGGAAAUCAGGUUUUGGUCAAGUGACGUCUGCAGAGGUCCCCAUCCCAAGUUUAUUGAAGUUUAAUGGAGCCAAUCUGUUUGGUUGAGACCACGCCUUCUGGUGGUCUCAGAGUGAAUGACGCAGCUCUUGCUGUUUUGAAUAACAUCAGGGAAAAUGUGCAGGUUGUUUCAAUAUUUGGUCCCAAAGGAACUGGCAAGUCCUACUUAAUGAACAUGAUAGCAGAGACUCCAAAAGGGUUCUUGUUGUCCUUGCCUGGAGGUCCUUGCACUGAAGGGAUAUGGAUGUUGUGUUGCCCUCACCCAACUGUAAAUGGACGCUACCUGGUACUCCUUGACAUUGAGGGAUUUGAUCCAGAAAAGGGCGACUUCAGGAAAGAGACAAUGUUAUUUAUCCUUGCUAUUUUGCUAAGCAGUGUGUUUAUAUACAACACACAAGUGUCUGUAGUACCAGAAGAACUGGAGAAACUCAUCUAUAUUAGAGAGCUUCCAUGUCGUGUUCGAGCAGACCCUGAUGAGGAGCUGAAUAUGUCAUUGUUAUGCAGUCUUUUCCCACAGUUUAUCUGGUGUUCUCGGGACACCAUUCUAGACCUGAAAAUGGGAGAAGAGCUGCUGUCACCACAGAAUUACCUUGAAGAAAUUCUGCAAACAAAGAAAGGUGAUGGAGAUUCACCAGUAGAACUGAUAGAUAAACUUUUCCCUAACACUAGGCUUUUUGACCUAUGUGAACCAUGCCCGGGUAUUGAACCCUUCUGCCUUGAAUCAGUGCCUGAAGAAGAACUCGCCUUUCUCUUCAAAAACCAAUUACAAAAACUGAGGAAAUACAUUUUUAGUAGGGAAGCAAAAACGAUAACUGGUGGACGAAACAUUACUGGUCAAAUGUUGGCCUCAUUGGCAAAUUCUUACAUCAACUGCCUUGACACUGGAAAUGUCAUUUUAUUGAAUGAGGUAUUUGAAACUGUGACCUGCGAGGAGACCAUUUCUCAAGGUAUUAAAAGGAGUCGGUCAGCAACACAGCCAUUAUUUCCAGACUUACACUGGAGGCAUAAAAAGGAUCUGAAAGAGAUGAGUAUCCAGAGUUGCCAACCCCCAGAAGACAGCAUACCAAUUGACAAAGGUGUAGCUACUGCCAAGGAUGAGCCUGGGACCUCAUAUAGAUCACAGAAGUAUGAAAGUGAAGAAGAAAAAGCAAUCAAGUGUGCUUCACCUUCUUCUUACUUACAAAAGCUCGAAAGAGUUACUCCUGUCAAGCAGUCUCAGAACAUUCCAUCUUCCACACGAAUAAGAGUGAAUGAGCUCGAAAGAGUUACUCCUGUCAAGCAGUCUCAGAACAUUCCAUCUUCCACACGAAUAAGAGUGAAUGAGUUCAGAGUAUCUGAAUCAUCUGACCCUAUCCACAUGGAAGAGCCAAUCUGCCUGAUUACAAACAGUGCCUCUGGAGAGCUGCAGGUGAAUCAGGAAGCCAUGAACAUCCUCAGUGGGAUGCAACAUCCUGUGGUGGUAGUUGCCAUCGCUGGACUGUACCGCACUGGGAAGUCUUACCUUAUGAAUAAAUUAGCUGGGAAGCAGAAAGGUUUUUCAUUGGGUUCAACUGUGCAAUCACACACCAAAGGGAUCUGGAUGUGGUGUGUACCACACCCUCUGAACCAUAACCAAAAUCUUGUUUUACUAGAUACAGAGGGUCUUGGAGAUGUGGAGAAGGGUAAUGACAAGAAUGACUGCUGGAUUUUUGCACUGGCUGUCCUGCUAAGCAGCACCUUCGUGUAUAACAGCAUGGCUACCAUUGAUCAGAGUGCCGUAGACAAACUGCACUAUGUCACCGAAUUAACUGAAUGCAUAAAAGUGAAAUCCCAUAGUAAUGAGGAUGACUCCAUGAAUUUUGCCCGAUUCUUUCCUGCAUUUGUCUGGGCAGUACGUGACUUUACUCUGGAGCUGGUGGUCGAUGAAAAGCCCAUCACCGAAGAUGAAUAUUUAGAUACUGCACUCAAACUAAAGACAGGUAAUAGUAAAGAAGUACGGGCUUACAACAUGCCAAGAGAGUGUAUCAGGAACUAUUUCCCUAGUCGGAAGUGUUUUGUUUUUGAACGCCCUGCUUCUACAGCAGAGAAACUACGGAAGUUAGAGGAGCUUACAGAAGAUGAAUUAGAAGCAACAUUUGUGAGGCAUGCUGAAAAAUUUUGUCAACAUAUUUUUAAUACUGCCCAAACCAAAACAUUAAAGGGUGGCCACAUUGUGACAGGAACAUUGUUGGGUAACUUGGCUGUAACCUAUGUGGAUGCAAUACGUAGUGGUGCCAUCCCAUGCAUGGAGAAUGCAGUUGUUGCUCUUGCACAGAUUGAAAACUCUGCAGCAGUGAGGCAAGGCCAUGAGCACUACAUCAGAGCAAUGGAGAAAAGGGCAGAAUUCCCAACAGAGACUCUAAAGGAAAUUUCUGAGCUGCAUGCCAUCUGUGAAAAGGAGGCUAUUCAAGUUUUUAUGACUCGUUCUUUUAAGGAUGAUGACCAGACACACCAAAAGGAACUUAAGCGGAUUAUAAACUUGAGCUAUGAGCAGUUCUGUAGGAAAAAUGAGCAAGCGUCCAUCGACAAAUGUACUGCAGUGAUCCUAGAUGCUUUUCAGAACAUGGAAGACCAAAUUACUGCGGGUUAUUAUUCCAAGCCUGGCGGAUACUGCUGCUUCAUGGAGGAUCAGAAAAAAAUGAUUGAAACAUAUAAUGCCUACCCUGGAAAAGGAAUCAAGGCGGAGGAAGUUCUUAAGGACUUCUUGAAAGACAGAGAAGAAAUUGCAUAUUCGAUUCUGAAGACUGACCAAACUCUUACAGACAAACAAAAGGAAGUUGAAGCUGAACGAAUGAAAUCAGAUGCUGCAGAGCGGGAAAACAUAGCCAUGAAAGAGAACCAGAAAGCUCUACAACAGAUGAUACAGGACCAAGACAGGGGACAUAAGGAGCAUGUACAGCAGUUGACAGAGAAAAUGGAGCAGGACCGACAAAACCUAAUGAAAGAGCAAGAGAGAGUCCUGAACCAAAAACUUCAGGAACAGAGAGCCAUGCUUGAAAAUGGUUUCCGAGACCAAGCUAACAGACUGGAACGAGAGAUUCAAGCUCUUCGACAGGAAACAAGGCAGACUAGGUCAAGAGGUUUUUGCUCUGUUAUGUAGGAUACAUUUUAGGACUUACUAUCAGAUCAUUUUAAUGCCUAUUUUGAGAAGAACAGAGUUUUAUUCUUCCCAGCUUACAAGUGCUGCCUGCAACCAAACAUCUUUAAUACUGCAGUAAACACAUUCUCCAGACUGAUAUUUUAACGUCACUCUGAAGUGCAAAAUAUAACAAACAUGCUUUUAUUGCUUACAUUUGUUUCUUUAAACUAUUUUACUAUUAAAGACAUACUUACCUGAUAUCUAACUGACCACAUGCCUUAGAUAAUAGUAGCCAAUUUUCUGAUGAACUCGGGGGGGGGGGGGGGGUAAGUGGUGAAAGGGAAGGAGGUUAAAAUAAAUACAAGCUUCAUAUGCUGGGAUUCAUUUCCCAAAUAGAGGAUAGUAUGUAAAGAUUAUGCUGUAAAAGCAGUGAUGCCACAGCUCACUUGAGAGGUGUACAUGAAACUGAACAGCAUGUUGAGCAAGGGUUUCAGAAGGUUCUUCAGAUCACAGAGUUAAUGCGCAUCACUGGUAAUUAUACCAGAUAAACCUUAUUUAUUUUUGACACUGGAGGUAAAGAAAACAUUAUUAACAGAGAACUUGCAGUUAGCAGUGAGAGGAUGUAGUCUGACUAGAGUGGUGUUAGAAAAGCAGAGCAGAUAGUGCUGCUUGCAUCCUAUGUGAGGAGGUAAUCUUUGUGAUAAUGAUUCAUUUAUUGGAUUUUUAGUGUCAGCUGCACAUCCUGAAACCAUACCUCUCAACUUCUUUACUCAAGAAUUUUGGACAAAAGAGGGUAAAACCCUGACUACAGCCCAGGUGAACUGGGGAUGAUUAGUGGCUUGGGCAUCUGAUGGCGUGACAUGGGAGGAUUGGUGUGCCUAUUGUAGGGUAAAGUGAUUUUACUAGGCCUGAUGCUUUGAGUUCUAGUGGAGGCUGGGAUUUGUAGUCAUGGGGGGGUGCAGACUGUGAGACAGAGGUAGGCGGAGCUAUACUGCAGUCACGUCUUCAUGAUGCCUCUCAUUGUUUCCCAGCCUAUUGAAACAGACUUCUGCAGAAUGGAUGGAGAAUAGGCCAUAAACAAUCCCAUACAGGCUGCAUUAUGGCAGUCUUCUUUGGCCCUUCUAAUCAAAAGAAUGUCUGCAGGUGAACCCUGUGCCCUAGCUAGUAGUUGGUGAGUUGCUCUGUGUACAGGUGUGGUGUCCCACUGAGGAUCAUGCAGGGUCACCUGAAAGGUGGCGGCGAACAUCAGAAGUGGAUAACAGAGUGCAAGUAUCAGGGACUUGAAAUCAGCAGAGGAAGGAUAAAAAAAAAAAAUUCUGUCCAAAGCCAAAAAUAAUAGUGGAGGCC